Messenger RNA from Danaus chrysippus (African queen), 402 nucleotides. The record is from the annotation of a GenBank genome assembly. NCBI's taxonomy places the organism in Eukaryota, Metazoa, Arthropoda, Insecta, Lepidoptera, Nymphalidae.
AUGUUAGAGGAGAGCGGCGACAGUGACGGUGCGGGUGUUGCAGGUGCUGCGGGCGAGGAGGCGCUGGUGCGGCUGGGCGGGCUGUCGUGGGAGCAGUGGUCGGCGCGCCUGGCGCUGCCGCUGGCGGGAGGGGGGCCGGGCGCGCGCGUGCCGCCCUCGCCCUCCCUCGGCGAGCCCAGCUUCACGUGCCCGGACUGCGGCCGCGUGUACAAGCUCAAGUCGUCGCUGCGCAACCACCAGAAGUGGGAGUGCGGCAAGGAGCCCCAGUUCCAGUGCCCGUACUGCGUGUACCGCGCCAAGCAGAAGAUGCACAUCGCGCGCCACAUGGAGCGCAUGCACCGCGAGGUGCACCUCAAGCCGGAGCAGUACAUCAAGCAGGACAACGUGGACGCCUGCACGUAG